This is a messenger RNA of Schistosoma guineensis, 3301 nucleotides long. The record is from the annotation of a GenBank genome assembly. NCBI's taxonomy places the organism in Eukaryota, Metazoa, Platyhelminthes, Trematoda, Strigeidida, Schistosomatidae.
CUACGAUAGAUUAUACAGCUUUAAAACUGGAUCUAGCAUUCCGUCAUUCAUUUUUGUCCCAAAAGUGCAAAAUAGUCAUGUAAUGGUUGAACUGGGAUGAUUCGGAUAUGAUGGCAAGUGGUAGGACGAAAUAGCUGAAGACUAUGACGCCUGAAGAUUUUAAGAAUGGUUUUGAAUAAUUUAAAGGGAAACAAGACAAAUAAAUAUUAUACUGAAGGAAUUAAAACAGUAUACAUUGGAAGUUUGCAAAAUGAACCUUUUUGCACUUCACUUUGAGUAUUUAUUAAACAGAAUAGUAGGUAUAAAAUCGUUUAACAUACGAUUAGUGCCCAGAAAUAUCACCAAUUUGAAUGACUUUUGUCUUCUUCACUAAUUGAAAUAAUCGAUAAAUGGGAUUGCGUUAAUGAAUAAUAUACUAUAGGUACUUUGAUAAUGAGUAAAUGAAUUUCGGAAAAAAAUAUUUACAGUCAUCACCUACUUAGUUAUGUUAUGACAACUUACCUAUAAGAUUCAGUAUUUCGAUACUGCAACCAUUUAUUGGGAAGUUCAACAUUUUCUAUGAGAAUAAAUGUCUAUAGCUUACUGGUGGGAAAAAAAAUUUGUAGUACAUACACACAUACGUGAUACAUAGACAGCGCACAAUUUUUCAUCAAAACAAUUUAGAUAUAACAUUUAUGUGUAAUUAAAAUCUCUGCUCAUUAUUGGAAAUUUCUACGCAGUUUAGACUCUAAGAUACAUUAUACAGAUUGUCCAAGGAUAUUUAUUCACAUGAUGGUGGUUGGUAAGCCCUUUUUUUUAGAAACUACUACAUUAUGUGUCAUGUAGGUACAAAUGAUUUACUUCCUCGUAAAAGCAAAUAGAAUUUUCCUAUUGGGUUUAACACGUGACCUUGAAGCCAGUUUUCUAUUGGUCUACUCUCAGGUUUUUCCAUCCAUUAAAAUAAGUGUAAUUUUUAUUUGGUUAAUACUCAAUACAAAAUACUUAAAAAUUCAUUUGUUUGAAUCUGAUGUCAAGAUUAUUAUUCCCUUAUUACGAAUCAGUGAAUUAUACAAACUCUUUUUCGAAAUAUAAACAAUAUGGUCAUCAAAUAAUUUAGUCAAAUUUGACAAUUUUCGCAUUUUCCUUUUAUAAUUUGUAAUAUGAAAUGAUCUUUGUUGAAAAAGUAACUUAUAAUAACUAUAGCAGUAUAAAUGAUGGUUAUAUAAUGAACCCAAUUCUUAUUAUUAAUGAUCAAAAAUUGUCGAAUUAUGUAAUGGCUAAUAAGUUAGAAAGUACAAAUUGGACAUUAUGGUUAGGUAUAACAGUUGUUUUACUUACAAUGAUAGUUACAUGGAUGUUACAUAUUUCUAUUAUGAUAUCUGUUUGUAGAAAUAUGAUUAUGAAACACAUCACAUAUUAUUAUAUCAUUUCAAUCGGAUUUGUUGUGAUGUUACACUCAUUGUUAAAUUUUCCAGUGAACAUCAUAAGUGACUUGAUAGGUGAAAAUGAAUAUAUUCAACAUUUCUGUUGUAUAUCAAUUGCUUCCGAGACAAUCGUUUGCCAUGCAAUUUUAUUACACCUUUUAGGAUCAAGUUUAGAUACCCAUUUUCGACUAACUAAACCAAAAUGGUUUUCUAAUACGACAGAUGUAUCAAGUAGAAAAUAUUUACUGGCUAUACGCUUGAAAAUAGCUGCACCAUGGAUAGUGAGUAUAUUACAGACCGGUGCACAAAUUUUACUAAGUGAUUCAUUCCCACCUGCUUAUUUGGAAGAAGGCAGAUUGUGUACAUCGCCUGAUAUUAAUUUUUUAAUAUUACGUACAUUAGUUGCAUUUCUGCUACCUUUAUUAACUAGUAUAAUAAUUCUAUUUAUGACUGCGCAUCGAAUACAAACGUUACAAUGUCAACAAAAACAGAAUAAAACAAACAUGAAUUCUUUUAAUAUUCAACAGAAGAAACUUAAUGAUACAAUUAGCUCUCAAGUGAAAAAGCAAUCAACUUGCUGUCUUAUUACUUCUUGUAUAAAUAAAUACUGUCAAUCACGUAAACAUAAAGUGGAAUUAAUCCCCUUAUCUUAUUCCAAUCAUUAUUGUUCUUACGAUCAUAAGAAAAACUGUAAUUCUUUAAGCAGAUUGAAGAAUUUUCAACCUGAAUAUAAAACGUUUCACAGAAUUCAAAAUAAUAAAUUCAUUGAAAAUCGACAUUCAUGGAUAGAAACAAAUCUAAAUGCAGAUGAGGAUAUAUUGAAUUCGAAUCUAAUUAUCGGUGAAGCUAUUGAUAAUCGAACUUGUAUAAGAAAAUAUUCCAAAUCUCUAUCUCAAAAACAUUUACAUUCACCUGUCUUGUUACAUAUGACACCAGUAUCAUCCCUACCAACAACACUAACAACAUCUCAAUAUCAACAUGGAUCAAGUUCUUCUGAUGCUGGAAUUUCAAGUCAAACAACUGAAGAGACGGACGAAAUCAUACAGUAUAGCUGGUUUACGCCAAAAAUAAAUAAUUAUGAUAUUAUUAGCACUCAUUCACCCAAUCCUAUUAACAAUUUUGUCAGUAACAAUGAUGAUAAUGAUUGUCCACAGGAAGUAUUAAACAAUAAUCAUCAAAUUGAAAAAGUAAAUGAUAAUAGGUUCCAAAAAAUCAUCAAACAUUUUUGUCCUCAACAUGGUCAAGUAAUAAUACCAGAGUGUUUUUAUAACCCCUUAUUAUCAGUCAUUGAAGAAAUUGAACCAGGUCAAUACGAUGACCAACGAACACAUGAAUUCACACUACAAAAUAAUGAAGUAAUUCCACAAAGUGGACAGAAAAAAAAUAAUUCAUUGAAUAUAAGGAAUGUUAGAUUGCCACCAUCAACAAAUGUAACUUAUGCAUCAUCGUUCACUAGUCAUAUUAUUUUUAACAAGUUAAGUGAUCUAGAUAAAGAUAACGAUUUAUUAUCUGAAACAUGUAAGCAAAACAAUACUUUAUCACAGUCUCGAUCAAAUGACCAAAAGCAACAACAGCAACAUAAAGAGUCACUGAAUCGGCGGAACAGUAAUUCAUGGUCAAAUGAAACCUGUAAAUGCUUUCCUGAACAGAAAGCAAUAAAGCUUAACAUGAUUUUAUGUGCGAUAACUAUAGCCAUGUGGUCACCAUUUAUUACUGCAUCUCUUAGUCAUUUGCUGUUGAGUAACUCGAAUUAUUUUCAUCUAUUGUCCAUUGGAACUUUGAUACAUUUUAAAUGGUUAGCUUACAUGAGUUCUGUAGUUUAUCCUGUUGGAUUUUUACUGGUUGAUUCACAGUUAUGCAGAGCUACAUUUUCACAAAUAUAUUGUCGUAAAUUCUGA